Messenger RNA from Suricata suricatta (meerkat), 1072 nucleotides. RefSeq lists its product as uncharacterized. The transcript has 3 exons. The record is from RefSeq and is a predicted model, not a curated record. Lineage: Eukaryota; Metazoa; Chordata; Mammalia; Carnivora; Herpestidae. The coding region runs from base 212 to 835 and encodes 207 amino acids.
UGGUGGUGACUGUCACAGACAAGCCGGCACUCUCCUGAGCCUUCCUGUGCGCCUGACGGGCCUUGGGGAACAGCCUGAAAGGAGGGAGACAGAGAGCAAGUCCACACCCGGAAAGAACACCCAUCAGUCUUCAGGCUACGUUGCAGCCAGAAAAACAUUCCUCAAUAAGGAGUUGGGCCCUGCCAGAAGCCACGCCCACCUCACGCAGAGCAUGGUGUUCCUUCCACGCUGUGGAGAUGAGGGCUCACCUCCCUGCCGUGCCCAGACCAUGAGGCCACUGCCCUGGAAAGAAGCGGGAGGAAAUAAAAGCAUGUGGACAGGAGAAAUGGGAAGGAAAGGAAGCCACACAGGCAGGCUGCCGGCUCGCCCUGUCUGUGGUCCCCAGUCCAUCCGGAUCCUGACCGGGGGAGCCAGGAAAGACGGACCCAGAGGCCACAAAGACCCCAAGGGUCUCAGCGGCAUACGGACCGCUCCCCCAGACGCGACCUGCGGGAGGCUGUCAGCUGCUAGAAGCCUUGCAUUCCGCUUCGCGUCGUGUCCAGAGCAGGCACAAGGACGUAGCCAUUCCGAAGGGCAGGGCCCCGCCGGUGGAUCCCAGGACCGCGUACCCAGCCCCUCGCAGCCUGUUCUUGUUCUGCAGGAAGUCCGAAGCCUCCCUGCGCCCCGGGACGGCAUGAGGAGGCGCUGUCGAGGCCUGCACAGAGAGCUGGAACGGAAAGGCUGCAGAGGCGGGACUCUGUGGCGGAAGGCCGACGGCUGGGACCGUGGACUUCAGCUCAGUGUGCUGGCAUCCACUCCAAAGACCAGCUCAGGCCCGCUGCAUCUCAGCAGUUAAUUCUAGGAACUCAGGAGCCAGAGCCGGCGUCCGCAGCAGAAGCAGAGGACAGUACAGGGAUCCAAGGCGACCCUUUCUUCUACCACAAAGUCUCAUUGGUGCUUUUCCUUUCCUGUACUCCCAGAUGCCAUCUGGAAAGGGAAAGAGAAGCAGCGUUUACUUAAGACAGACGAGGUUAAGGGUGCCUGGGUGGCUCAGUCGGUUAAGCAUCCAACCUUGGCUCAGGUCAUGAUCUCA